AUGACCGCCGAAACUAGCACAUCAAACGAGCCCGAGCCUUCAGCUCUCCAAACCCUCCUCACAACCUCAUCCUCCACCUCGUCGCACCCACAGCACCUGACCAACCUCGCUGUCCAGAUUGCCCAUAAUCUCGAGCACCAACAUUUGUGGACCGAUUUGCGCAUCCACGAUACCUCUCCUAUUGAUUCGACUCCUCUCCCACGACCUAUGGUCAGUGGCAUGCCACCACAACGGUUGUACAUCCACCCAGACGAGCAGAUUGCGCUGUUGCAGACACAGAAGGCGCAGGGCAAGACUGGAUUAGGCGAGGUCAAGGCAGAGCGCGAAUGGGUAUUGCCGAGCCACCUGCGCGAAAAGUGGACUCUCAGACGCUUUGCAGAGGUGUUUGAGAAGGUUGGCGUUAUGCCUCCGGCAAACGAGGAUAACGAUGAGGACGAGGAAGAGCAACAGACGAACAAGUGGAGGACUAAGAAGAGAGUGGUGUUGGCUACAGUGGACGACGACAGCACGAUUGUCUACUACAUUGUUCACGAUGGAAUUGUCAAGCCUCGCCAGAACUGA
Messenger RNA from Aureobasidium musti, 561 nucleotides. The record is from the annotation of a GenBank genome assembly. NCBI's taxonomy places the organism in Eukaryota, Fungi, Ascomycota, Dothideomycetes, Dothideales, Saccotheciaceae.